This is a messenger RNA of Tripterygium wilfordii, 902 nucleotides long. RefSeq names its product NAC domain-containing protein 104-like. Gene Ontology annotation, molecular function: DNA binding. The coding region runs from base 163 to 765 and encodes 200 amino acids. The transcript has 3 exons. NCBI's taxonomy places the organism in Eukaryota, Viridiplantae, Streptophyta, Magnoliopsida, Celastrales, Celastraceae. Gene Ontology annotation, biological process: regulation of DNA-templated transcription; system development. The record is from RefSeq and is a predicted model, not a curated record.
ACACCACUAGUCUACUCUCAUUGUCAUCCAUGUAAGGCCGCCAUUAGUUCUUCAACUACAAUAAACCAAACUCUCUCUCUCUCUCUCUCUUAUAUAUACACACACAGACAUGUCAAAACACAAUAACAAUUUACAACACUUGUUAACAUAAGCAUCUAAGACAUGGGAGAUCAUGGCAAGGUCAACCUUCCUCCUGGUUUUCAAUUCUGUCCAACUGAUGAAGAACUAGUUCUUCACUUUCUCCAACCCAAGGCCUCGCGCUUGUCGUGUCACCCGGACUUCAUUCCUGUUCUUGAUUCUUAUCCUCUUGAUCCAUGGGAACUUGAUGGGAAGGUAUUAUCAAGUGGAAACCAAUGGUAUUUCUUUGGCCAAAUGAUGCAAAAUGAAGCAACAACAAAUGGGUUUUGGAAGGAAGUAGACAUUGAGGAACCUAUACUCAGCAGUAGUACGAGUAGGAGAGUUGGUAUGAAGAGAUAUCUUGUGUUUUACAUAAAUGAUGAAGCUCAAGGAGGCGUAGCAACCAAUUGGGUUAUGCAGGAAUAUCGACUUUGCAACCAUGGAGCAAGUAAUUCACUUUACAGUAAAACAAAAUUUCGAAAAUCAGAAGGUAAUAACUUGGUUCUAUGCCGAGUUUAUGAGAGGAAGAACGAUUCACAGAGCUUCUGCUACAACGAAGACAACGAUGAUGGAAGUGAACUUUCAUUUUUGGAUGAAAUGUUCUUGUCUCUGGAUGAUGAUCUUGAUGAUACAACUUUGUCAAAUUAAUUAGAUUUUAUGUUUUUUCUUAGUUUGCUUGUUUCUAUGAUUUGCUAGGCUCAAUAUGCAUGUAUUAAUUAACAGAUACAUUAAAACGUUGUUUUCUCUAACUAAUUCUAUCAGUUUUGAAUAAUUUCGGUGUGCUA